AUGUCAGUUGCUUGUGCUGCAACGACCGUCAUGCUCAUGUCAGUUCAUGUCAAACCAAGAUGUGCAGUUGCAAGCUGUGUGGGAGUGUGGAGCACUUGCAGCAUGAUGGUACAUGUCAGUCCAGUGGCACAUUUCAGUCGCAUGUUUCGCUCGAUCGCACUGCCUCGGUCUUGUUUUCUUGCGAUGCGGAUUAAGAGCGUCACGCAAUCUGCUUCUUGCCUUGACUCGCUCUCUUCUGUCUUCUUGGUGGCCAUUGCUGGGAUGAGCAGCGCCCGUAAUGCGAUUCGUGCCAAUGUGCUGCACGAGCAGCAGCGACUUAUUGAUGGCCAGCGGCGACGCAUUGAUCGGAUGAAUAACCUGCUGACGAUCAUCGAGGAA
Messenger RNA from Symbiodinium sp. CCMP2592, 378 nucleotides. Lineage: Eukaryota; Dinophyceae; Suessiales; Symbiodiniaceae. The record is from the annotation of a GenBank genome assembly.